CGCUUGCUGUAGAAGUUAGCGGAAGUAAAGUGGAGCGGUUUUGUUUUGAUGGAAGCACAGCAUGGAAGCCGGCGAGAAGAAACGAGCUAAAGCUAAAAAAGGUGGAAGAGCAGCUCAGGGGAGAUCAGCUGAAGAGGAGGCCAGAAGGAAGGAGGUUCUAAAGGAGACCCUGAGGGAGAAGCUGGAAUUAGAGCGCAGAGCUCUACAGGUGGUGGAGAGGCUCCUGGACAACAGCGUGACCGAGGACUUCCUGACCGACUGCACUCGACUGAUCACUCCGGCGAACUACAGGGACGCAGUGGAGGAGCGUUCCAUCGCCGGAAUGUGCGGCUAUCCGGUCUGCUCCAACACGCUCGCUAACGUUCCGAGUCAGAAGUAUAAAAUUUCCACCAAGACCAAUAAGGUGUAUGAUAUCACCGAGCGUAAGUGCUUCUGCAGUAAUUUCUGCUACAAAGCCUCAAAAUACCUCGAAAUCCAGAUUUCCAAAUCCCCGAUGUGGCUGAGAAAGGAGGAGAGACCUCCUGAGGUGAAGCUGCUGAAGAAGGGAGAUGGAGGCACGUCAGGUCUGGAGGUCAAGCUAUCAGACAGACCUGUGAGCAAAUCGGACAUCGAGAAUCCGAUCCCGGGAUCUACCGGGUCACACGGAGUCUCCAGCGAGAGCGAGUACAGUGAUGAGGAGGAGCAGGGCUUCGUGUCCAGCGUGGUGACCAGACAGCAGCGGCGUGUUCACUGGGGGGAUCUCCCCCGACGGGACGCGGAAAACCAACCGCAUGCUGCUGAAUCCAGAGUAUCGGACGUGAGGCGUGAGACAGAGAAGAGCAGUGAUGAGGUCACUACGGUCUCUGGACCAGGCAGUGACUCGGUAUCAGUGGAUGAAACCCGGGAGCUUCUACAGCAGGUAGAUCUCUCAGACACCUCGAGAACUGCUCCGGAUCAGAACUCUCUGGAAACCAGCCUCAACAUCUCCCAAGUGGGGAUGAGUAAAAAAACUGCUGCCGGUCUCCGAAACCUGCUAAAGAGCCACAGGAAAGUAAAAGCUGAAGCUCCAGCAGUCACAGUCAUCCUGCUGGAAGCUCUCACACACACCCUGAUGGAGUGGAGAACCGAGGAGACCAUGAGGUUCCUCUACGGACCAGAUUACACCUCACACUGCAGGACCGAGCUGCAGAACGAGGAGGAGAAGGAGGAGGAGCUGGAUGAAGAUGACCUGGAGGAUGUAGACAUGGUGAAGCAUUCAGGAGGAGGUGCAGGAGAAGGUGCAGCAGGAGGAGGUUCAGGAGAAGGUUCAGGAGAAGGAGCUGAGGCUCGACCCUCUGCAGCAGCACCUGAUUACGAGACUCUGAGGAGAGAGACACAGAUGCUGGAGCUCCGAGUGCAGGAGUUUUACAGAGGAGUGUGUGUCCUGCCUGAGGAGGUGCAGACACACGCUGUGGAGGAGAAAACACACAGUGAGGAGAGAGAGAAGGUUCCUCCUCUGGUGCUGGUCGAGUCUCAGCGAGCGAUCCAGAGACGCAUUGUCGUGGAGAAGCUCUGUAGAAGUCUAAAGGAUGUCGUCGGGCCUCUGGGUGUCACCAUGAGUGAGAUCAUCAAUGAUAUCAACGGCAUCGUCCGGACGUUCAGACUGACGAGUGUUAACAUCAUCCACAAGCCUCCAGAAUGGACCCUGAUUGGCGUCGUUUUGCUGUUAGCGUUAACCGAGGUGUCUCCGUCACUGAGGGAGUCGAUGGCCAAGGCCUGUUCGCUCGAGUACAUCAGCUCUCUCAUGAAGGAGCUCCAGCUGAAGGACGAGGAUCUGCAGAGCCUGGUGAAGCUCCUCAAGCCUGACAGGAAAUCGUACGCUACACGCUCAGCUAUGGAGUAGAGCCCAGAAAAUCCGGCAAUUUAUUAAUCACCUGAUUUAUUUUUAAGUAAUGGAGUCAUGUGAACCAGAACUCUGGACCUGUGGUCCUGAAGAAUGUAGUGCGACGGAAUCAUAUGUGUGGAUCAUAAACGUGUGAUCGAUUUGUUGUGCAAGCUGAUAAACAUCACAUGAUCUCGCUGAUUAAAUCUGUACAUGAACUGUGUAUGGGCGUGGCCUUAUAUUCUAACGAGCACAUUUGAUUGACAGCGCUGUCUGAGAAUCCACAAAACAGCACAAAACCCAGGAAUUUUACCAGAGUUCCAAAGGAGCUAUGCUGCCUUAGCUAGAUUAGCAUUUUUUUACUUUAUUUAGCUGUCACUUGCUAGCUUAGCUAUAUGAGUUUUUACUUGCUAGGUAAAAGUUCACUUGAUAGACAGCUUUUAAUAAGUAGGUGUAGCUUUCGAUUGCUAGGUUAACUUGUACUCGCUAAUUUAGCUGUUACUUUCUAGGUUAGCUUUUAUUUGCUAUAUUAGAUUUUCCUCAGUGGGUUAACUUUACCUUGAUAGAUUAGCUUUUACUAAGUUGGUGUAGUUUUUAAUUGCUAGGUUAGCUUUUACUUUAUCUCAAUAUGUUGCGCUUGCUAGGUUAGCAUUCUUUUGGUUUCUCUAAAGAUUAGCCGUCAUACAAUGGUUAAAUUAAAUUUUAAAAAAAUGUCCCCAAUAGUUCAGACCCCCACACGAUUAGCCUUGAUCUCUACAUUUAAAACAUUUCAACUUUCAAGAAAAGGAUCAUGAUGGGUUCUAUCUUUCUAAAGGUUCUACCUGGAACUUAAUUUCCCCAGAAAUGUAAAUAUAUUGUUCUAGGGUUCUUUAUUCCCAUUAUUCUCAUAUUUUUUAUUUUGCCUAAAGCUCAGAACGAGGACUACAUUCUCUUUUUUCACAGACUUAAUGCGAAUGUACCUGAAGUGCAAAAGCUGAAAGUUCUGGAGAAUGUUUGCAUCAUAAAGCGUAAGAGCCAAUCAGGUUCCUGUAUGCAAAUGACAUUCAAGGCAAACACUUGUUCACAAGACAAAUGGGGCGGAGCAUAAAGGGUUAAAGGAGAUGGUUUUGAGUCAUUUGAUGAAAGGGAGAAAAAUA
Hemibagrus wyckioides is the source of this 2976-nucleotide messenger RNA. It is a transcript of the gene rpap2, whose product is annotated as RNA polymerase II associated protein 2. The transcript is spliced from 13 exons. The coding region runs from base 62 to 1861 and encodes 599 amino acids. Lineage: Eukaryota; Metazoa; Chordata; Actinopteri; Siluriformes; Bagridae. Gene Ontology annotation, molecular function: RNA polymerase II CTD heptapeptide repeat phosphatase activity; RNA polymerase core enzyme binding. The record is from RefSeq and is a predicted model, not a curated record. Gene Ontology annotation, cellular component: cytoplasm; nucleus.